Messenger RNA from Penicillium odoratum, 3273 nucleotides. Its product is annotated as putative phosphatidylserine decarboxylase Psd2. Lineage: Eukaryota; Fungi; Ascomycota; Eurotiomycetes; Eurotiales; Aspergillaceae. The transcript is spliced from 7 exons. Gene Ontology annotation, biological process: phospholipid biosynthetic process. Gene Ontology annotation, molecular function: phosphatidylserine decarboxylase activity; calcium ion binding. The record is from RefSeq and is a predicted model, not a curated record. Bases 1 to 3273 code for a protein of 1090 amino acids.
AUGGUCCGCCUACCGCUCCCGCAGCGACUGAGCUCGCAUCUAUCCACAAGAAGUGCCAGUUCAACCCCCGGACAGAGCAGGAGUACAAGUCCCAUGCGCAUACAAGCCGACGCGAAACCUUUACUCCUCAAAGUUACGGUUAUUCGGGGACGAAAUCUUGCAGCGAAAGAUCGAGGUGGCACAAGCGAUCCUUACUUGGUUGUGAACCUGGGAGACGCACGGCAGUCGACGCCGACGAUAUUCAAAACUCUAAACCCGGAAUGGAACGUGUCGUUUGAAAUGCCCCUCGGGGGUGUCCCGCUGUUGGAAUGCAUCUGUUGGGAUCACGACCGGUUUGGCAAGGACUACUUGGGCGAAUUUGACAUUGCAUUGGAGGACAUCUUUGUGGAUGGACAGAUAAAGAAGGAGGCAACAUGGUACACCCUCAAGUCGAAACGGGUAUCGAACAGCAAGAAAAAGAACAAGAAGAACAGUGAUGUGUCUGGCGAGAUCCUCCUGCAAUUCUCGUUGUCAGAUCCGACAAGUCCCACUGCUUCGCCUUCGGAUACAUACCGCAAAUUCAAGAAGGUCGUAUGUGCCGGUGAUGAUGAGGACCCAAUUGAGAUCCCCGCCGUCGACCUUGACGACCUGGACCGCGAUGAGGAGACAUCUGAUGAAACCGAUGACCUGACGAAGCCGGAGAUUGUUGAAAAGCGCCGCCGGAGACUUCGGCUGGCUCGGUUAAGAAAAAAGUCUCUUGCUGCUCGUGCAUAUCAAUUCUCGGGUACAGGGAGCGGCGUAGAGGGUAUUGUUUUUAUGGAGAUCGUCAAAGUGACAGAUCUCCCUCCUGAAAAAAAUGUUACGCGGACAUCAUUUGAUAUGGAUCCUUUCGUCGUGACCUCCCUUGGAAGAAAAACGCUUAGGACACCUGUCGUGCGUCACAAUUUGAACCCGGUAUAUCACGAAAAGAUGGUCUUCCAGGUAAUGCGACACGAACGUACCUACACGAUCAGUUUCACGGUAAUGGACCGAGAUAAAUUCUCGGGCAACGAUUUUGUAGCCUCUGCGGGUUUCCCUCUACCGACUUUGAUUCAAUCUGCCCCAGACUCAGACCCCGAGACAGGUCUAUACCACUUUGUCGAGGAAGACAUUAUUCCACCUGCUAAGUCUAGCUCCCGGCUUCCCAUUAGCUCCUCCCCAUCAUCAUCAAGCCUCUCCAAGAUGACAAGACCUACGCUGAAGUCGCGUAACUCCGCUACUUCUCUUUCAAGCAACUCUGUGCUUGAGCUUGCCAACCGGGUCCCUCCCACGUCUGUGCCGGAAUUGUCUAGUUCUGUAGGAGACAGCAGCUCCACCAUGCAGGUGCCAACCGUCUCCACAAGUACAGUCGAUUUGGACCCCGAGAAUAUUCCACCACCCGAUGAGGAAGGUUUGCGAUGCUACACUAUCCCUUUGAUACUUAAGAACCGAGAACGGUGGGAAGAUAAACACACGCCUGAGUUGUUUUUGAAAGCCAAAUACUUGCCAUAUAGUGCCGUUCGACAGCAAUUCUGGAGACUUAUGUUGAAGCAAUACGAUGCAGAUGACAGUGGCCGCAUUGAUAAGAUUGAAAUGACCACUAUGCUCGACACCCUUGGAUCCACACUGAAGGAGUCGACAAUCGAUGCCUUUUUCGACCGUUUUAGUGAAGAGAACGCAGCCAUUGCGACAACCGAUUUGACCUUCGACCAAGCCGUGAUGUGCCUUGAAGAUACACUUCAAGCAUUGCAGAAAAAGAAUGCCUCGCCCGGAACCCGGAGACCAGCACUUGCGCCGUCGUCCGUCGGCAGUCAAGAUAGUGAGGAGCCAUCUAGCGGCGAUGAGCUCGCCUUAGAAUCAAGCACAACCAAGCCGCACAACGCUAACCCGGAUUCAACAGCGGUGCCCACCAUUUCUAGUGACGAAGCGGAACAGUCUGGCUCGAACGACGGAUAUCUUCGACCCGAUGAUCUUGCGGAUGAGCGGGGUGAAGAACACGUAGUGGAAAUUCGCGAAUGUCCACUCUGCCACCAGCCUCGCCUUGGCAAACGAUCCGAUGCCGAUAUUAUUACUCAUAUUGCGACAUGUGCAAGCCGUGACUGGCGACAAGUUGACAACCUUGUCAUGGGUGGAUUCGUGACCUCGAGCCAGGCCCAACGCAAAUGGUAUUCCAAGGUUAUCACCAAGAUCUCUUACGGUGGCUACAAGCUAGGAGCCAACUCGGCCAAUAUUCUUGUCCAGGACCGGAUCACUGGCCAGAUCAAUGAGGAGCGCAUGAGUGUUUAUGUCCGUCUUGGAAUUCGACUGCUUUACAAGGGUCUCAAGAGCAAGGAAAUGGAGAAGAAGAGAAUUCGUCGUGUGUUGCGAUCUCUAAGUAUUAAGCAAGGGCGCAAAUAUGAUGACCCGGCGUCUGUUAGCCAGAUUCGGGAUUUCAUCAAUUUCCACCAGCUGGACAUGUCCGAGGUGCUUCUGCCUCUGGAGAAAUUCACCACUUUCAACGAGUUCUUCUAUCGCGCAUUGAAGCCUGAGGCCCGACCGUGCUCAGCCCCUGAUGACCCAAGAAUUGUUGUGUCCCCGGCCGACUGCCGCUCAGUCGUCUACGAUCGCAUGGACGAAGCUACCGGUAUCUGGGUAAAGGGUCGGGAGUUCUCCGUUGAAAGGUUACUGGGCACCGCAUACCCCGAAGAUGCCGCACGGUACCGUAAUGGUGCACUUGGAGUGUUCCGGUUAGCGCCUCAGGAUUACCAUCGUUUCCAUGUGCCUGUAGAUGGAGUUAUGGGUGAGCCCAAGACCAUCGAGGGCGAGUACUAUACGGUCAACCCGAUGGCUAUUCGCUCGGCCUUGGAUGUUUAUGGAGAGAAUGUCCGAGUGCUGGUCCCCAUUGACUCUGUCGCUCAUGGCCGUGUCAUGGUCGUCUGUGUCGGAGCCAUGAUGGUGGGCAGCACGGUCAUCACCCGCAAAGCCGGGGACAAGGUUUCUCGAGCUGAAGAGCUUGGAUACUUCAAAUUCGGCGGCAGUACCCUGUUGGUCUUGUUCGAAGAAGGUGUCAUCAACUUUGACAGUGAUCUAGUGGAUAACUCCAAGGGCCCAUUAGAGACUCUGAUUCGAGUUGGCAUGUCAGUUGGUCACAGCCCUGAUAUCCCCCAAUAUGAACCAGACAUGCCCAAGAAAGCAGAGAACAUCACUGUCGAAGAAAUGCAAGAAGCAAAGCGUCGCAUUGAAGGCAGUGUUGCACCUCCACCACCGAGUGACCAAGUGGAUGAUGCCAUGCAAUGA